ACACACACAGCCGGGGCUCCUGAAGCGCCACCUCGUCACGCACAGCAAGUACCACGCCGGCGAGCGGCCCUACGUCUGCAGCGACUGCGGCGAGAGCUUCGCGCAGAAGGAGCACCUAGUGAUGCAUAGCCGCUUCCACGGCUCGCUGUCCCCCUUCGUGUGCCCCGACUGCGGCGUCGCCUUCGCACGCAAGUUCCAACUUGUCAACCACGGGAGAGUCCAUGGAAGAGUUCCGCACGCUUGCCCUGUCUGUGGGAAAGAAUUUCUACAGAAACGGACUCUUGUUGCACAUAUGAAAAUCCAUACGGGUGAAGGAGUGGUGGCAUGCCUGGAAUGUGGCGAGGCGUUCAAGUGUAAGACAGAGAUGCAGCAACACUGCAAGAUGUCGCGGCACUGUAUGAGCGGCAGCGUCACGCAACAAACACAGCAACAACAGGUCCAACAACAGAACACCCAACAACAGCAGCAGCAACAACAACAGCAGGCUCAACAACAAGCCCAACAACAACAACAGCAGCAGCAGCAACAGGCGCAACAGCAAGCCCAACAGCAGGCGCAGCAGCAGCAACAACAGCAACAACAGCAGCAGCAGCAGCAGCAACAACAACAACAACAGACGACGGUUAUAAAACAGGAUGAUUUCAAGCCGCAAAUAGUUCAUCUCAUCGGCGCCGACGGUCAGAUUGUGACAGAAAAAGUGACACCUGGGUACCCUUGUCCAGAGUGUGGAUCUUGCUUUAACACUAAGGAGGCACUGUCACUGCACGUGCGGCUGCACGCGGGCGACCGCACGUGCGUGACGGACCUGUGCGCGCUCACGGCCGCGCUGCAGCCCGGCCUCGUGCAGCAGCACACGCAGCACAAUCAACCUAUACAAAUAAUAUCCUCAAAUCCGAACAACGUAGUACACACGCAAGUUAUUGCCACUCAAAAUCAUCACAUAGCAACGCCGCGGCCGAAGAUCCACUUUUGUGUAGAUUGUGGGAAAGGGUUUGCGGCGAAACAUGGCCUAUUAGCGCAUCACAGAAGACACCCAGACGGGAGCUGUACGCUAAGAACGCACGUAUGCGACCAGUGCGGCAAAGCGUUCUUCCAGAAAAACCACCUCAUGCUACAUCAGAGACAGCACAUGGACUUGCCGCCUAGAAGUAGAGAUACGAGUAACAACGACAACGGGGCGAUAAUCAUGAUAACGGGACAUUCGAAGAACUUCCAAUCACCACAACAACAGGCGCAACAACAGGCACAACAGCAAGCGCAACAACAGGCACAACAGCAGGCGCAACAACAGGCGCAAGCAGCGCAACAGGCCGCACAGCAAGCCGCCCAGCAAGUCGCCCAGCAAGUCCAGCAACAGGUCCAGCAACAAGUCCAGCAGCAGAUGCAGAUCGAGAUAGACUCUCAGGAGCACCAGCAGCCGACGCACAUACAAGUCGUGACGAACCGGUCGGGGCAGGUGAUCGGCAACCAGAUCGUGGUGGGUGGCGUGGGGCGGCGCCUCGUGGGCUCGCAGCUGCACGUCAUCGGCCGCGACGGCAAGACUAUCGGCACGCAGCUGCCGCUCAAGCACCAGCGGCACAACGCCACCAGGUGAGACACCAGACCGUGGCCCUCGUGGGCUCGCAGCUGCACGUCAUCGGCCGCGACGGCAAGACUAUCGGCACGCAGCUGCCGCUCAAGCACCAGCGGCACAACGCCACCAGGUGAGACACCAGACCGUGGCCCUCGUGGGCUCGCAGCUGCACGUCAUCGGCCGCGACGGCAAGACUAUCGGCACGCAGCUGCCGCUCAAGCACCAGCGGCACAACGCCACCAGGUGAGACACCAGACCGUGGCCCUCGUGGGCUCGCAGCUGCACGUCAUCGGCCGCGACGGCAAGACUAUCGGCACGCAGCUGCCGCUCAAGCACCAGCGGCACAACGCCACCAGGUGAGACACCAGACCGUGGCCCUCGUGGGCUCGCAGCUGCACGUCAUCGGCCGCGACGGCAAGACUAUCGGCACGCAGCUGCCGCUCAAGCACCAGCGGCACAACGCCACCAGCGGUGACGUGAAAGAAGUGAGCGGGCUGGUCCUGUCGACGGCGCGCGGCUCCAACCUCAUCAAGUACGAGAUCUCCCUCCCGCAGGCCGCGCCCGUCGUGCCCGUCGUGCAGGUGCAGCAGCUGGACUGAGCGCCGCCGCCGCCACUGGACACUGACAAAACGUACGUCUACACCAGACAAUGAUAGCUCCAUACGUCAUCCUUGCGUGGAUCGUGCUGGGUUGAGUGUAUCCGACAGUGAAAGAACGUGACCAGAGGUCAUAUGCGUGAGUGAUCUGCUUCGCUAUUGCUGCCGUUUGAGAUAAUAAGGUCAGCAAGUGCAGAUUUUAAAGUACGAUGAUAAUUGAUCUACUCGACAUAUUGUGUGUAUUCCAUUCUGAUCUUAAGAUAACGUAAACAAAACCCACGUGACUUGGUCGUUUGACCAAUGUUAGAGUUCCAUAGAUAUAACAUGUACCUCAUUGGCCGAAUGCCCGAGUCAUGUGGACUUUUGGAAUAAACCAUUGGAAAGUAAUUUGAUUGGAUCUCCGUCCUGAAUAAAAUUGUGUAUUCUCUACAUGAGAUCUUAAUCUAAAGGGUAUAUAUAAUCAGUCUUGAUCAUCCACAGAAUUAAAUUGAAUGAGUCUUAUAUUCAGGCUUGCGUUUUGGAUGGAUUAUUUAUGGUGUUUUCAUAACUAAGUGUACCAUUUACUUUUAUUCGAAAAACAAGUUAUUUCGACUAGGACCAUUGAUUGAAACAAAGAUAGAAAGUGUCCUCAGGUUUUUAUACUUGUGACACACUUUCACAUACUAGAUGUAUGUGAAAAUGUGUCACAAAAUUGACCAUUUUUUUUGGACAUUUUAUUUUUAUUUUUUGUCCUCAUGAUUUUGAGUAGAAAUAACCCAAAAGAUGGUGUUUUUAUUUCAAAACUAUUUUAUACACUUUUUUCAGAAAAUGCCCUUAAAUAUAGUAUGAUACUUUACUAAACAGUAAAUGAAUAUUGAUAUACCUUAUGUCUAUAGCAAUAAGGUAUGAGUUAACUGAAUGGACGCGGGAACAUCAUGUUUACAUUAUAGCGAUCGUUAGGACACUUGAUUAAUACGUGACGACAAAUCAUCACAACAAGCUUUAACUUUGUUGUAAACUGAACACAGUAACACGGAUAGGACCGAAUAUAAACUACUAAUACCUAUAUCUUUAUUUAUUAUAUUGACGAAUGUACAAUAAUAUUUAAUUUUUGCGCAUAUGCGCCCCUGAUUUUAAGUAGCAACUUUCUUCAAUGCAAUUCGUUUAUAUGGGAAUAAUUUAAACUUAUAGAAUUCAGAACGAGUCACUGAAUAUACGUGAAAUGUAAAAGAUUUGCAACAAAAUCUAUUAAACAAUACAUUUUAAAUAUAACGCCUAAUAUGUGUCUAAUGGAUUUUGGUUGUCGAGGGCUGCUUUUAAGAUAGGAGUGUUCUAAAAUUUAGAACAUUAACGCUUUCGAGCGUUUGUAAAAAGACAGGAUAUCACUUAGUAACUGUAAUUAUAGUGUAUACUAUAGCGUAGCUUACUGAUAGUACUGUACAUAUCAAAGUUUUGUAAGCACUGAUCGUGUAUAUUGUAAAAUCUCUGUACGUAAGCAUUUAAGUUUUUCGUUUCGUAUAAGUUUGUUAAGUACAUUAUUUUUAAUUGUGUUAUCGAGUAAUGGCAGGUUUCAGUUUUAAGUGCAAUUGGAAUUAUAUGUUAGGUCUCAGUUUUUAUUUAAACUUUUAUAUGCAAAAUCAGAUAAACCCAUUUACAAGUGAACGUUUUAAAAUAAAACUAAUGGAUCUGCGUACGUUGAAACUUGUAAGUGGGUUUUAAAUUGAACCGAAGGUUUUGGAUUAUUGUGUAUCUAGUCUGUGAUAGGGAAUGUCUAUUACUGUCUGCAACAACUGAACAUUUCGAGAAGCAAUACUUUACAAAAUAACUGCCAAACGUGUGAAUAUGUAUAGCCCCACUGUAAGUAGUGUUCAAUAGAGUAUAACGCAGCUUAUAGUUGUAUUCAUAAAUCGUAUAGCUUAAGGGGCUGUUUCACAAUGUCCAAGUUAAGUCCUGAAUAAGCUACUUGCCACUUAUCUGACGAAUAAAGUAAUCGUUGGCGUUUCACAAUUUUCUAAUAACCUUAACUGGUAGAUAAAGAGCUAAGUUUUAUCUGGCAGUUAAUUUAUUUGUUAAUUAUCUAUCCGAUACCUACUUUACUUUUGUGAAACAGACUCUAAAAUGUCCUAAAUCGUUUUCAUAUUCUAUUCGCUUACACUAGAAUUUAUUUGACCAAAUUUUGGUCUAUUCUUUUACGAUUGUUACCCAGUUUGCCAGUAGUUUCAACAAAUAUCAAAAAUACAAUUUUGAUUGUAAGAUACAUUGGUAGUACAGAAUUAAGUUAUUUAAUAGCUAUUGGAUAUCAUUUCAUGUACAAUUUUCAUAGACACAUACGAUGUUCAAAUGCGCCUCAACUAAUGCCGAAGAUUUUCGAGCCUCUGAAUCAGUUCCCUAUUUGAGUGCUUCCAUACGAAUUGUCAAAAUAGAUUGAUUCUAUUUAGCGGUGUAGACAGUAUUAAGUUUCUAUAAAUUAUAUCAGUAAACGGCUUAAUCGAAUGACUUAAUAAGUGGCGUUUGUGGUUUAAACUACUGUAAAAUUAUCCUACAUUGUGUAGGCAUUAUUAGUCAAACAAGUAGAGAGGGAGUAGUAUACAAAGCCUAAGUGUGAAUUUCAUGAAAUCAUAUUAGUAUCACGUCGAUAUAGAGGAAUAUAUGACACAACAGGGUUAGGGCUGUUAGGUAUAUCAAAUCUAUUGAUAAAAUUAGGCUUCGAACGCACUGCGAUUAUUUUCUUGCGGUUCCAGAACCGCAAAAUGUGUAACGCACGGCAUGUUUCAUAAGCGCACGCACGUGCAAGACUGAAACCGCAAGAAAUGAGACUGAAACCGCAAGAAAUUAAUCGGAGUGCGUUCUAAGCCUUAAGCCGAUUGUAGAAAGGUUUAAAUCAAUUAAGACACAGUUAUUUAAUUAUUACUCUUUAUAGUUUUAGCCACAAACACCAUAUGUCAUAUGAGCUCUGAAUGUAUUGCAAAUUUAUUUUAUUUGCCAUUUACUUACUUGUAAAUAUUACAGUGAAUACCUAUAAUUUUUAUAUUAAAGUGAAAAUAUACAUAACAUAAUUUAAA
This is a messenger RNA of Cydia pomonella (codling moth), 5210 nucleotides long. RefSeq names its product gastrula zinc finger protein XlCGF57.1-like. Gene Ontology annotation, molecular function: DNA-binding transcription factor activity; RNA polymerase II cis-regulatory region sequence-specific DNA binding. The transcript is spliced from 13 exons. The record is from RefSeq and is a predicted model, not a curated record. Bases 122 to 1594 code for a protein of 490 amino acids. Gene Ontology annotation, biological process: regulation of transcription by RNA polymerase II. Lineage: Eukaryota; Metazoa; Arthropoda; Insecta; Lepidoptera; Tortricidae.